This is a messenger RNA of Pipra filicauda (Wire-tailed manakin), 4244 nucleotides long. RefSeq names its product NIMA related kinase 10 (gene NEK10). Gene Ontology annotation, molecular function: ATP binding; protein binding; protein serine/threonine kinase activity. Gene Ontology annotation, biological process: protein phosphorylation. Lineage: Eukaryota; Metazoa; Chordata; Aves; Passeriformes; Pipridae. The record is from RefSeq and is a predicted model, not a curated record.
GCGGAGCACGACGGCUCGCGAUAGGCCGGCGGGCCGGCCCGCUCCAAGAAGAGGGGAGACGAUUGGCCGCAGGGUCCCGUCCGGGCGGAGGGAGCGUCGCCGUCGCCGGGCCGCGGAGCGGAGCCGAGCGCGCGCCGCGGCGAAAUGAGUUUUUAGCCACAUAAUGAUGAUCGUAAUACACAAUGCCUGAUCAGGACAAAAAGUUGAGGAGCACAGAAAAAGCAACAGACAAAAAACCUCAUGGGAUCUCUAUGAGGGAUUAUUCUGACCUGAAAAAACUUCAGUCUCUCUUGAAUGUUCAGUCAAGGAACCAACAGCUUCCAGCUAUGUAUUUUGAAAGUGUUCAAUCCAGUGUGACAAGAGCUUGUAAAAAUGUGAAAAGCAAGGAACAAGAAACCAGUGGUCAAUGGCAAGAAUCAACAGAAGCUGCUGAGCUUGAAAAAUUUAGUGUGACCUACAAGAAUGAGAGAAGUUUUAGCGAAUGUCCCAAACACAGGCUGUUUCAAGACUUUAUGGCUUUAGUCAAGAACAGACUUACCCACAGGUCAUGGGUUAUUCAAGCUCCAUCCACCCAUUUUCUUAGGGUAUUGAUCUGCCUGAGAUUAUUAAUAAGGGAUCCAUGCUAUCAGGAAAUGCUUCACAGCUUGGGUGGAAUUGAAAAUCUAGCUCAGUAUAUGGAAACAGUAGCAAAUAGCUGUCUCAAUUAUGGAGAGGAGCAGCAUAACGUAGACAAGUUGGUCAACAUGACAUACAUUUUCCAAAAGCUUGCUGCUGUUAAAAAUCAAAGGGAAUGGGUCAUAGCAAGUGGAGCACAUAAAACCUUAGUAAAUUUGUUAUGUGCCCGAGACAGCAAUGUCCUUUUGGGUGCCCUCCUUGCUCUGAUUAACCUAGCAGAAAGUCCAGAAUGUAGGGAGAAGAUAAGUGAGCUCACCAUUGUUGAGAACUUGGUGGUGAUAUUACAUGAAUACGAUUUUCUUUCUAAAAGGCUCACAGCAGAGUUGCUAUGACUCCUUUGUGCAGAGUCACGAGUCAAAGAGCAAGUAAAAAUGUAUGAAGGAGUUCCAGUCUUGCUCAGUUUACUCCAUUCUGAUCAUAUCAAACUUCUGAGGAGUAUAGUUUGGAUUCUGGCACAGGUUUGUGAAGAUCCUGAGAUUAGUGUGGAAAUUCGGAUUUGGGGUGGAAUCAAGCAGCUCCUUCAUAUAUUACAGGGGGAAAGAAAUCUUUUUUCUGAUCCCUCUUCAGUUAGAAGUUUAUCUAGUGCAAAUGCAGCAGGGACAAUCCAGGAUCUUCAUUUGUCAGAUGAUUUGAGUCCUGAGGAGAUGCAAGAAAAUACUUUCUCAUUUCAGGCGGCUUGUUGUGCUGUGAUUACUGAGCUGGUGCUCAAUGAGACUAAUGCUUACCAAGUUGUACAGGCAAAUGGAAUAUAUACAAUAGCAAAGCUGAUUUUACCCAACAAAGAAAGGAAUGCUGAAAAAGCCAGUUUAUUACAGUGUUAUGCUUUCAGAGCCCUGAGAUUUCUCUUCAGUAUGGAAAGAUAUCGGCAUGUUUUCAAAAGACUUUUCCCAGCUGACUUAUUUGAAAUCUUCAUUGAUAUUGGACAUUAUGUGUGUGAUAUCAGAGCUUACGAAGGGUUGGCAUCAAAGCUAAGUUUGUUAAAGGUAAAGGAUGUACUGAAGCAAAUUGCUGAAAGUAUUGAGAGUAUGAAUCAGAAUAAGGCACCCACAAAAUAUAUAGGAAAUUAUGCAAUUUUAGAGCACCUUGGCAGUGGAGCUUUUGGAAGUGUAUAUAAGAUUAGGAAGCAUAAUGGACAAAAUCUCCUGGCAAUGAAAGAAGUCAAUUUACACAAUCCAGCAUUUGGAAAAGACAAAAAAGACAGAGACAGUAGUGUAAGAAACAUUGUCUCUGAAUUAACCAUCAUCAGAGAGCAGCUUUAUCAUCCAAAUGUUGUACGGUAUUAUAGAACCUUCUUGGAAAAUGACAGAUUGUACAUAGUCACGGAGCUCAUAGAGGGGGUGCCAUUGGGAGAACACUUUCACUCUUUGAAGGAAAAACAACAACAGUUUACGGAAGACAGAAUAUGGCAUAUAUUUAUCCAACUUUGUCUAGCUCUUUGUUAUUUGCAUAAAGAGAAGAGGAUUGUUCAUCGAGAUCUCAGUCUGAACAAUGUCAUGUUAGGGGAUAAAGACAAAGUUACAAUUACUGACUUUGGGCUUGCAAAGCAGAAGCAAGAAAACUGCAAACUUGCAUCAGUAGUAGGAACCAUUCUAUACUCAUGUCCUGAAGCUGUAAAGAGUGAGCCGUAUGGAGAGAAGGCUGAUGUCUGGGCUGCAGGAUGCAUCCUUUAUCAGAUGGCAACUCUGAACCCACCAUUUUACAGCACCAAUAUGCUCUCCUUGGCUACUAAGAUAGUAGGGGCUAUGUAUGAACCUGUGCCAGAAGGACUGUACUCUGAAAAAGUGUCAUUUACCAUUAAGAGCUGCUUGACUCCUGAUGCAGAGGCACGUCCAGACAUAGUGGAGGUCAGCUCACUGCUGUCUGAUGUUAUGAUGAAAUACCUGGAUGUUCUAUCCACCUCUCAUCUCAUGUUGGAGAAGAAACUGGAUCAGGAGAGAAGACGAACCCAGCAGUACUUCCUGGAGGCUAAUCGAAAUGCAGUAACCUGUCACCAUCAGCUUUCCAUUUUAUCACAAAAAAAUUAUGAGAAGUUGAGUCUUCAUAGUAGCAGCAAUGGAGCAGCCAGUUGCAAAAGUCAAUUUUCAGAAAAUACUGACCUUCCAGUUGAUGGUUGUCAGUCUGCAUGUGGAAAAUAUGAGGAAGGAACAUAUGAAGAAAUUCUGGUAGAGGAUCACAGGACUAUAGAGGAAGGUAUGUUCUCUGAAUUAGAUGCUGAGCUGGAUAUACUUGACUACUCAAGCAGCUCCAGUUCAAGUAAUUUGAAAGAGUCUGCUAUUGAUAUAAUUAAACAAAGUUUUAGUACUUCUGGAAGACAACCAAAGAUAAGGGAUUAUGUUGACAGUCCUGGAUCAAGAUUGCGACCAGCAUCAGCAGGAAUUGCUGUAUCACAAAGGAAGGUGUGUCAGAUCAGUGACCCCGUUCAGCAGAUUCUUAUUCAGCUCUACAAAAUUAUCUUCAUCACUCAACUUCCUCCAGCUUUGCAAUGCAGCUUGAAAAGGAGAAUCAUUGAGAGGUUCAAGAAGUCCCUCUUCAGUCAGCAGAGCAAUCCUUGUAAUCUGAAAUCAGAAAAGAAAAAGUUGCUGGAAGGUUCUCCUGAAUUGAUUGAGCCCAACAUCUUCACAGCAGAUUAGCAUGUGGUACUUCUUUCUUCAGGUGGAAAUAUGUUGCUUCCACAUGAUAGAAAAAGCAUGGUUGGCACUUCUGACAUGGCAGAAGGGGUGACAUAUGAGCAGUUGCAGACUCUAAUUGAAGAGGUUCUAGAGGAAAGUGAUUAUUACAGUUUCUCUUCUAACAGGCUCUACCUCCUCCCCCACAGUGGCGCAGGAAGGUGGGAAAGGGGUGUAUGGUCAGUUCAUCACACGCUGUUCCUGCUACUGAUCAGGAAGAAGAGUCCUUCCUCUGCUCCAGUGUGGGGUUCCUUCCACAGGAGACAGUUCUCCAUGAAUUUCUCCAGCGUGAGUCCAUCCCAUGGGCUACAGUUCUUUAUGAACUGUUCCAGCAUGGGUCACUUUUCCACAGGAUGCAGUCCUUCAAGAACAGCCUGCUGUAGUGUGGGUCCCCCACAGGGUCAUAAGUCCUACCAGCAAACCUUCUCCAGUGUGGGCUCCUCUCUCCAUGGGUCUGCAGGUCCCUUCCUGGAGCCUACUCCAGCACAGGUUUCCCAUGGGUUCACAGUUUCUUUUCGGACAUCCACCCACUCCAGCAUGGGUCUCCUUCACAGGCUGCAGGUGGAUCUCUGCACUCCCAUUAAUCUUCAUGGGCUACAGGGAAACAGCCUGUUUCACCAUGGUCUUUCACCACAGGCUGCAGGGGAAUGUGAGCUCUGGCACCUGGAACACCUCCUCUCAUUCCUUCACUUGACCUUGGUAUCUGCAGAGCUGUUCCUCUCACAUAUUCUCACUCCUCUCGUGUCUGAGUGCAAUUAAAUCUGCACAAUAAACUUUCCUUAAAUAUAUUAUCGCAGAUGUGUUACUAUCAUUCCUGAUUGGAAUUGGCCAGUGGUGUGUCCCUCCUGGCACUGGCAUUGGCUCUGUUGGACAUGGGAGAAGCUUCUGGCAGCUUCUCACAGA